This is a messenger RNA of Grammomys surdaster, 2192 nucleotides long. It is a transcript of the gene Eef1akmt3, whose product is annotated as EEF1A lysine methyltransferase 3. Gene Ontology annotation, cellular component: cytoplasm; cytosol. The record is from RefSeq and is a predicted model, not a curated record. The transcript is spliced from 3 exons. Lineage: Eukaryota; Metazoa; Chordata; Mammalia; Rodentia; Muridae. Gene Ontology annotation, biological process: peptidyl-lysine methylation. The coding region runs from base 1 to 699 and encodes 232 amino acids. Gene Ontology annotation, molecular function: protein-lysine N-methyltransferase activity.
AUGGCCAGCUCUCAUACCGAUCCGGAGACGGAGCCCGAAUCCGUGUUCCCACGGGAGGUCGGGCUCUUCACCGACUCUUACUCAGAGAGCAGUCGGUUCUGCUUCUGUGGGCACGAGCUGAGCAUCACGCAGAACUUUGGGUCGCGCCUUGGGGUGGCGGCACGCGUGUGGGAUGCGGCUCUGAGCCUGUGUAACUAUUUCGAGAGUCAAAAUGUGGAUUUUCGAGGCAAGAAGGUGAUCGAACUGGGCGCAGGGACGGGCAUCGUGGGAAUCUUGGCGGCGCUGCAGGGGGGGGAUGUUACCAUCACUGAUUUGCCACUAGCCCUAGAGCAAAUCCAGGAUAACGUCCACGCUAAUGUGCCACCAGGAGGCCGGGCUCAGGUAUGCUCCUUGUCCUGGGGAAUUGACCAGCAUGUCUUUCCUGGAAACUAUGACUUGGUGCUGGGGGCAGAUAUCGUGUACCUGGAACCUACCUUCCCGAUGCUGUUGGGGACCCUCCGACACCUGUGUGGGCCCCACGGCACCAUCUACCUGGCCUCCAAGAUGAGAGCAGAACAUGGGGCGGAAACCUUCUUUCAGUGCCUCCUGCCCCAACACUUCCACCUGGAGCUGGCCCAGCGGGAUGAGGAUGUGAAUGUCAACAUCUAUAGGGCCAGGCACAGGGAGGUGACACCUGCUGGACAGCACCCCUUCUGUUGACCCAACUUUUGUCUGAGGAAUGGCAGCCCUCCAGAGCCGUGAGCAUCAGGACAAAAAGAAAAAGAUGGAUCACCCGUCGUCUUCCUUCCCGCUUCCCUUUGGUUCCCCUAAUUAUUCUUGGGAAGAUGCAGAAGGGUGGUUGCUUGUUAGGAGUGGCAGAGCCCCAGAAGCUUUGGGUUUAAAGCACAAAGAAAGCGCCCAACACCUGCCUUCAGAGGAAGGUGUUCAGGAUAGUUAGGAAUAAGGGAGGGAAACGGUACGAAUAGCCCCUGCAGAGAGAUCACCACUGAUCACUUCCAGUUCUUUAAAUGGCAAGGACUCUUUUAAAAAGCCACAUUCUUUGACAUUUUUAAAGGGAAAAAAUGAGCAAUAAUUAUGUCUUCUGUAUCCCCAAACAUGUAGCUAUUGCCAGAAAGCUGGGUACCGAGAUACCUCAGAACACCUGUUUCUUACCUGCUGAAAUAAAAGUCUCAGAUAGGGCAAGUCUUCCCAGACCUGAGCCCCAGGAGGAGAAUCAGAGAUGUCCCCUUGGGCUGUAGCUUCUUCAUCCUUUGCAAAGCUCAAGACCUGAUCACUGGCAUCACAUACCAAAUUCUGGACUGGGUUCUAGAUUCUUCCAAUCUCCAGUUCUUCCUUCCACAUUCAAGUUUUCCUUCUUGUUUUGCCUUCGGUUCUUGUCUCUCUCCCUCUAGAGCAGUCUGGCCAGGGCUCUUUUUGCUUAGCCUUCUGGCACACAACCAUCUUUGGUGUGUCUGCUACUGUUCUCUUACCCUUGAUGCCACGCCUCCAACUCUUGCCAUCUUCCAAAACUUGCUCUAAUUAGCCUUUUACUGCAAGAACAAACGUCUUUGCUUAAUACUUAGACCAUGAUCUGUGUCUCAUUUCCUACUCUGUUUGUAUUGCACUUUUAGCCAAAUUGCAAAAGCCUUACUCUUUGUUCCCUAACUCUAUGCCGGCAUUCCCUGACUUCUCCACUUUCCAGAUGAUUCCUUUCAGGAAGGGUCCUUGCUCUCUGUCUAAACUCAUGUUUUGCUUCUGAAAAAAACAAAAACAAAAACAAAAACCAAACCAAACCAAAUCAACCAACCAAACAAACAAACAAAAACAAACAAACAAACAAAAAAACCCUUCCUUUUUCUGAGCUUUCUGUUUGGAUGUGGUUUGUCCAAAGAUCUUUUUAACUGUUUAAGGACCUUAUAUUGCCUUACCUGAUUCUUAUUUCCUCAGACCAAUAGAUACAUUAGAGGGCAGAGCUAUGACUUAUUCAUCACUGAUCCCCCGAAACUGGCAACAGCUCCGGGCACACAUGUGUUCAGCAGAUAUUUUGCUAAUUCAGCAAUUAUUUAUCGGGUUUGUUGAAGGAACUCUGCUUCUCCGGGUGACCUUGGACAAUUUCCUGAGCCCACCUACCUACCUGCGGUUUGUCCUGAGUCAUAAAUGGAUAAUGAAAAUGAAAGUACAUUGGAAAUAAAGAAACAAAGUAUCACCUACAA